AUCUCGCCUCUACUAUCACAUGUCUGAUCUCUCGCCAUUACCUGCCGGUUAUUCCGGGGUCACUCUCCUCACUCACUUCCCAUCCAUUACCCACCGCUCAACAUGCCUAUCGUAACUGCAGCAACCAAACUCUUGAAUAUACGCGUACCUGUUGUUCAGGGCGGUAUGCAAUGGGUCGGGCUUCCCAAAUUAGCGGCAGCAGUUUCCAACGCAGGAGGAUUGGGUAUACUCACCGCUUUGACUCAACCGAGCCCCGAGGCCCUCCGGACUGCCAUCCGGGAAACCAAGCGCUUGACUUCCAAAAACUUUGGAGUGAACAUCACCCUCCUUCCCUCGAUCACGCCUCCCGACUAUGUCGGGUACGCGCGAGUUGCCAUCGAAGAAGGCAUUCGCAUUUUUGAGACCGCCGGAAACAGUCCCGGAGCGGUGAUCAAAUUCGUGAAAUCUCAUGGAAGUAUCGUCAUUCACAAAUGCACGACAAUAAGGCAUGCCAAGAGUGCCGCAAAGCACGGCGUGGACAUGUUGAGCAUUGACGGCUUUGAAUGUGCAGGACAUCCCGGAGAAGAGGAUAUCGGAGGGCUCGUUCUGCUUGCACGAGCUGCCAAGGAACUGGACAUCCCCUACAUUGCUUCCGGUGGAAUCGCAGAUGCUCGUGGAAUAGCGGCGGCUUUGGCUCUGGGUGCCUCGGGCGUCAACAUGGGCACUCGAUUCAUGUGCACAGUCGAGAGCCCAAUCCAUGAGAACAUCAAGAAGAAGAUAGUCGAUUCGUCGGAGCAAGACACAGUCCAUAUCUUCCGCACUCUGCACAACACCGCCCGUGUGUUCAAGAACAAGGUCUCGACCGAGGUCGUGAAGAUCGAGCGGCGUCCCGGGGGAGCCAAAUUCGAGGAUGUGCGCGAACUAGUCAGCGGCCAAAGGGGCAAAGUGGUGUACGAGAGCGGCGAUCCUGACUACGGCAUCUGGUCUGCCGGCAUUUGCAUGGGGCUGAUCACCGACAUACCCACCUGCGAAGCACUGGUCAGCCGGCUUGAGACGGAGGUUGAAGAGAUCAUCUCCGGGCUGAACAAAGUGGUGGUUAAGGCAAAACUAUGAACAUACAACAUUAGUGGUUAAUUUAUGUAGUGAUAUGCUACUGCAACAACAACCGCGUUAAUGCUCGCGGAUCUUCUCG
Mycena citricolor is the source of this 1171-nucleotide messenger RNA. Lineage: Eukaryota; Fungi; Basidiomycota; Agaricomycetes; Agaricales; Mycenaceae. The record is from the annotation of a GenBank genome assembly.